AUGCCCCGUAAACGGUCGUCAAAGGUCACUGCUGAGGUCACGCUCCCGGACGACCUCCUAUCGGAUCCGAUCACCACGCCGGCUCCUGUUGUGGAUGGGGCUGAGAAGCAAGGCUCAAACGAUGCGGUUACUGUUAAUGCAGUCACGGACAAUGCUGCGCAGUCCGUCAAGGAAUCGGCUACUACUACUGCUGCUGACGUCGCUGGUGGUUCUGGACUAUCAGUGGAAGAGAAGUUUCAAGACAACCAGGCUCCUAUUGCUGUGCUUGACGAGUUCCUGGAGGAUGAUGAGGAUGAAGAGCUGGAGAUCGACAUUGCCAAGGAAGAUGCUUUUCGUCUUCGUUAUACAGCAAUCUUACUCAUUCCAAUGCAUACAGAGAACGCUUCGUACCUUAAGGAGAAGGCUACUCGUCCCCUUGCUAUUGAAGUGGUGUUCCGGCGAGUGCCUGCUAACAUUGUCCCGGAUGUUUUGAAGGACCUGCUUGUCCGUUUCAAACUGAAGAAGCGUCAGCAGUCGGCUUUCAAGGAAGGGUUUGGUUUCCAUCGGGUGGCUCACCCACUCACCGGAGCUGACACCGAUGUUAUCAAAGGCCUGACUUACCUUUCUCAUCUCUCACUGACGAUCUCUGUUGCGCUCGCAGCUGCUUCUCUGCGCACCUCCGCCCUCGUCACCCCCAUACUGAAAGAUCCAUCCAUCGCUCUUGUCUCGACCGGCAGCAACCGCGAAGAAUGGAUCUGCACGCAAGUGUGCUGCGGGAAGGCGAAGGGGAAAACUUUCUUGGCUGCGGCGGAUCACAUCAUCUCUUCGACUCACCUGCUGAACCAGGAGAAGAUGGGUACUGCCACAAAAGCCUCCAUGGACAAGGCUGCUCUUGCCGCAGCCCUGGGCAGGCCUGGAAUUCGGAAAGCGGUAGAGGCUGCCUUGGCGAAAGCGGCUGAGGAUGGAGAUGGUAAUUUCGAGUUACUACUUGGGAGGCUCAAUGCUGGUUUACGUGCGUACAUGAAGGAGGAGAAAAAAAGAGUAAAGAAAACAACGGCUCAUCUGGCGGAGGUAGUGGCGGAGCUACAUCAGGAGCAGAUGCGCAACCCGAGCUGUCAAAAGACGAGUGAUCUGUUUCACGUCAGGGACGCGCAGCUGAGAGAGUACCAUGCAUCAAAACGGGACAGACUUCACGUGAUGACAGGGACGGAUUCGGAGUUAGCUGGGGAGGUCCCUUCGCCUUUCCUAUCGGCGAGAGUCAAGGUCAGGAAGCAGAAGACACAGAUUGCAGAGCUGAAGGUGGGAGGCGUCAAGAUUUCUGACUCACCCGGGAUUCUGACGGCCGCGACGCAGUAUUUCACGGACCUUUUCGGCACUGACGGUCGGACAUCAGCAGAGCGGUGGAAACCGCUUGCAGGGAGAAAGUUGGAUGCAGAGUCGGCGGCUGGGCUCGCAGCAGAUUGGACAGAAGAGGAGGUUAAACAGGCCUUCAAAGCGCUUGCAGACGGCAAAUCACCCGGGAAGGAUGGGCUCCCGAAAGAGCUGUUUGAAAGACACUGGGAUGUCCUCGGCAAGGAGUUCCUCCGCAUGGCGCAAUCCUUCUCGGUUUCAGCAACCAUUCCUGCAAGCAUCAAAGAAGCGAUUACUAUUCUGCUCCAUAAAAAGGGAGAGAAGGACAAUCUGGACAACUAUCGUCCGAUCACACUUCUGAACUUCACGUACAAGGUGCUGGCGCGGGUGGUGGCGAACCGGAUGAAGAUGCACCUGCACAAGGUGAUCUCGGCGGAGCAGUACGGCUUUAUUCCCGCCAGGAGAAUCUCGGAGGCCAUCGGUGUGGUUGCUGAUGUUAUUGAGGCGGCGAAAAAGGGGAAUGAAGACUGGUACAUGCUGCUGGUAGAUUUCCGCAAGGCCUUCGACUCGGUGUCUAGAAGCUUCCUUUUCAGCAUCCUCAAGGAAAUGGGCUUCCCAGAGAGAUUCGUCGGCUGGGUGGAAGGUCUGCACAAAGACACAAGAACAAGGUUAUUAAUCAACAGUUGGCUGGGGGAAGCAGUGGAUGUUAAGUCGAGGGUGAGACAGGGCUGCCCACUCGCUCCGUACCUGUUUCUCUGCGCGGUGGAACCGCUGGCGCAAGAGGCAGAGCGUCGGAAGAUUGGUCUCUGCAACAAGGCAAACCAACGGUUAGCGUAUGUCGGUUACGCGGACGACACGACACUCUUUUUGGAUGGGAAAAGACAAAUCGCCAGGGCUGAGAAGCUGUUAGCCUGGUUUGCUGGACUGUCAGGGCUGCAGACGAACAAGGGCAAAUCGGUGAUCCUCCCGAUCGGCCACAACAUUGGGAGGAGACCAGGGACGCUGGGCGGCUUUAAAUGGGCCAAGGCGGACGAAGCGGAGAGAGUCCUGGGAGUCUGGGUCACCCCCUCUGGAAGCAGUGAGCCGACCUGGAAGCGGGCUUUUGAAAAAAUAAUAGUGGAGUUGAUUAAGUGGAAGGCGCUCUUCCUCACGAUUGCGGCGAGGGUUGUGAUUAUCAACUGCUACAUCACACCGAGAAUAGCAUACCAGGCGCAGGUCUAUCCCCCGUCAGAGGAGAUCUGGAAGAAGCUCGUUAAGCUGAUUCACAAUUUCUUAACGGGGAACAAUGCAUCGGCUGAGAAAGGGUUUGUGCUGUGGAACUGGGGGCUGCUUACCACGCCGAAAGCCGACGGAGGUCUCGGAGUUCUGGACCCAGGAGUGCUUCUCGCCUGCCUUGCCGCGAGAAGGAUUGGCUGCUUGCUGCUGGAGAAGAACAAAAAAAAAAAGGAAAUCACGCUCAAGGCGGCGGGAUUACCGCUCGGAGAGGACACGUUCCUGGCUCAUGAACGGUUGCUGAAGCACUGGCCGGGAGAAAACGAGCGCUGGUUACAGACAUGCGAGACUUUCAUGAAAUCCCCGAUGGCGGACACUGGGAAGUCAGACAGCAAAGAGGAGGUGGCGCAAGAAAGGGUGGUUUUUAACCGGAAGCUGCUUCUGAACUGCACGAACCCAGUGGGUGGACAAAAGGAGGCUAAGGGCCUCUGGGGGACGAGGCUGGGUGACCUGGUAACCACGCGUCAGGACGGUACGGUGGAGAUUAAGGACAUGGAUACGCUUGAGCGGGAGCUGCGUAGCAGGGACUCAGCCCGGCUGGCUCUCAAAGCACUUGAUGCAGCCCCGCAAGAAUGGAAGGAAGUGCUCAUCCCGGAUGCCAGUAGAAAGGGGGCUGGAUCUGGGGUGAAAAAAUCGUCUGGGAACAGCGGCGGUGGCGAACAUGCAGCGGCUACAAUUUUUCGUUCGGGGAUUUUCACGAACGGGCAGCUGUCAUCCCUGAAGCAGCUGAGGGAAUCGUGGGCCGUGCCAGACGCGGUCUCCACGAAGCAGGAGAAGUGGGUCGGCAAGUGGAGCGGCAAGAUAGACUGGGACCAAAUUAUCCACACCUGA
Messenger RNA from Closterium sp. NIES-65, 3432 nucleotides. NCBI's taxonomy places the organism in Eukaryota, Viridiplantae, Streptophyta, Zygnematophyceae, Desmidiales, Closteriaceae. The record is from the annotation of a GenBank genome assembly.